GAAGAUGAGAGAUCUUUCACACACAUCGUUUUCUCUUUCAGAUACUGAAACCACAGUUAGCGUAAGAGACCUCCGAAAAUGAUCACAGAUCUUCUUUAUUUUUUUCUUAUCCACCAAUUUCUUGGCAAUUUGGGAAUUCAGAAACAGAAUAUUUCUUACGGCUAUUUGUUUCAUCAACACUUUUUAAAACAAGUUCUUAACCAAAUUCUAUUGGUCUUUGUCAGGGAAACAAAUUUGUCAAAUUAAACUCUGCGCAAAAGCUCAUCCGGUGAAAAAAAUACAUAGGGUGACAUUUCUGUAUGAUUUUUUUGACAUAUAAUAUGCUCCGUUCAUGAAUUAGUUAUUGCCAUUUCUUGGCUUUUGUACUCAAACUGGUUUUGUGAAAUGGUUUCUUUCCGAGUAAUAGUUGACCAAGUUACAAGUAACCAUCCCUAUCUCGAAAUAUCAUAUCAGUAACUUUUCCUUCCUCAUCUUUCUUUCUGCAGUUUAGAUUUAAAAGACAAUGUUUUUGACAUUCUCAUUGGGUUGUAGCUUAAUAAUUGCAUCUUGAACAACAACGAAAGAGUUAUGUGUUCUGUUUAUUUUUACAUCUUAAUUUGGGGUUUCUAUGAACUUUCAAAACAGGCUGGUGGUUCUGGAAUGGACAUGAGAAGCACAGCCAAGGUAAUCUUUUCAUUUUAUUUACACUUUAAGUUACAAAUUUCCUGUAAAAUAGAAUCAAAAUGACAAAGCAUACUGAUCUCUCUUUGGUUUACAUUUACACUCUCCCUAGACCUGCAACCAACCAUCAAAACUCCCAAAAAGGAAUUAUGAUGGUUCCAACACUGGUGAAGCUCCUGGGAAAGACAGUGAGGGACCAUACUACUGCAGUGUUGGAACUGACAAAUCUUUUGGAAGGGACAAUGUUGAUUCUCACUACAAGAAAUGUUUGUAUGCCGGAAUUAACACCAGUGCAGAUCAAUGGAGAAGUCAUGCCUGGUCAGUUGGAGUUUCAAGUCCCCCCAUCGGUUGGUUUUAUGUGCUUUGGGCUUUGCUUUGCAGCGGAUCUACGGUGGACGGGGCGAUGAGUUGAAGAGAAGAUGACAUGAUUAUUUAUAGGUGUAGACUUCGUCGGUUACCAUGGAUGAAUCUUAUCGGUAUUGAUUGGGACAGAGUGGAAGAAGUGGAGUUAAUUGCCUCUAUUAUGACGUCGACUAAUUUACGGCCAAAGACAUUACACAGCCUGGAAAUAAACAUGGCUGGUGUCACCACUCAGAAAUGAGUAGUUAAUGGAGGUGUAGAGAAUCGUAGUAAGGUUAGUGAUGUAUCGAAAGGGAGAGCAUAAGGUUAAGCGAAAAGAGGUGAUAAAGUUGAAGCACAGGUUCAUGGAUUCCCUCUAUAAUUUACUUGAUGGCUCGAGUGAUAAUAAAAAGUUUGAAGAAUGAAUAUCGAGCUAUUAUUGGAGCACAGAUCAUAUAUUCUUUGAGCCCUUUUAAUUCUGCAAUUUUCUUCUCUGUUUUUUAUUAUAAAGAACUAAGCGUUUUUGAACGACUUUCAAAGCCUUUUAGCAAUGUUAGCUUUCAAUAUGUUUCAUAUCCUUAAGCUAUGAUUAAUAACUUAAUUUUUUUUGUUUCUAACUUUGUGUAUAUUUAUAGAUAUAUAUAUAUAUCCAACUUUUUAAUGUUU
Brassica napus (rape) is the source of this 1665-nucleotide messenger RNA. RefSeq lists its product as uncharacterized. The record is from RefSeq and is a predicted model, not a curated record. Bases 723 to 1067 code for a protein of 114 amino acids. NCBI's taxonomy places the organism in Eukaryota, Viridiplantae, Streptophyta, Magnoliopsida, Brassicales, Brassicaceae. The transcript has 3 exons.